AUGGCGACCACACAGCAGAACAAGGACCAGUACAGCACUUCUGAAAUUGAACUCAGUUUCGCCAACAGUAAGGAACGAAUACGUCAUGAGUCGCGGAUCAGUACCGAUGCACCUCAGCUGGAACUCCUUCACCACAACGAGCGAGAUGCUGCCAACUCAGACGAUCGCAGCUCACGCGAGAGAGUACCGAGUACUGCUUUAAACGAUGAGCUACCGAACGCUCCUCUGCUUGAGAAGCAAUCUGACCUCUCUCUCGGCUGGCCGACAUCACCGCGACCCGUCAAGAACUCCUUCAACUUUCCUGAAAAUGCGGAAUUUCUCUACGUCGUGCCUAGCCCGUGGCUGUGGCUGCCUGAUUACGAAUUGUUCAAGCCCACCUUGGACAGCUCUUACCUCGCUGCCCUCAUGAGUCAGACUACUACACAAGGCUCUCAACGCGAUACCUGGGGUCACGUCAAGGUACCUCGGAUCGAGCAUUACGAAAGCACAUCCCCUCUCGGGGAUGGAGGCUGGUACAGUACAGAAAACAGCACUCUGGAAUCUUACUCUUCGUUCAUUGGUGUUCCCAUAAGUGGAAUGAAUUCACCGGAGUUCAUUGACUACUCCACCACGAUCCAGGCGAAGUACUUUCAUCUGGAAUGUGAUCGAUUCCUCGAUGAUUCCGACGAUUGGGCAGCCCAGCAUAAAUUCAACAACGUAAGGUGGCUAGGGGACUUGUAUUGGAACGAGAAUGUCACCCAACGCGCCGAGAUCCCUCCUGGUCAAGUUGAGCCUUUCGCUUUCGCGAUUCAGACGGCACGUCGCAACUUGAAGUGUACGAUUGAAACGACGUACGUGGAGGUUGAAGUCGCAUGCUCUACAUACGAUGCCUGUGCUGCGGUUCGUAUUCGACGCUCUCGCCUCGCACACCCACCGGCAGCACACACCCUAUUGGGUCCACUGAUAGGAUUCAAGAACACACCUUGGGAAUAUUCACUCACAGCUAUGUACGUUGGAGCUGAACCAAUUGACGCUUUCCGCGGGGAUGACGAGGACUCCGUGGCUAACGGUUCUGCUGAAUGGGGCAUGACAAUCUUCUCCCGAAGAUAUCUCGACGACCCCGAGUACAUCUUAGGAGUGGAGGAUGGGACUUCCUUGGUGGCUGAUGAUGCGUCUUUGAUCACACAUCUCAGUCAGGUACUGAAUGCACAUUGGGCGACAAUGAACGGCAAACGCUCGCUCAUGGGGAAUUUUGACAUAUUCACCUCUCGACCGAAUGUGAAUCUUUCUUGGUACCAUCAAGAUCAAGAUGAUAUCCAGAACAUGGACGCCAGAGCUCAAAACCACGCGUUCAUCUUAGCAAGAACAUGGCUGACUACAGGAACAAGACGCAGUAACGUCGAGGUCUUCAAAGCGCACUUCGGCUGGGUCAUUGCGCUUAUCGUCUCGUCGACCGUGCUCAUCGUAGCGAGUCUGGUGCCGUUCUACCUCCGCACCUUUCUCCCGCAUGGCCCAGACGUGCUCAUGAACUUCUCGAGUCUGGCUGCGAGAGAUAAUCCUUAUGUAGCUAUACCGGGGACGGGGACAUAUCUCGAUGCAGCUGAUCGAUCGCGGUUGCUGAAGGAUGUGCGCAUACGUUUUGGAGAUGUCGAAGAGGGCGGUGAGAUCGGGAGGUUGGCGAUUGGACGGGCGGACGGGGAUGUUGCGCCGUUGAGGAAGGGGAGGAAGUAUGCGUAA
Alternaria triticimaculans is the source of this 1716-nucleotide messenger RNA. RefSeq lists its product as uncharacterized. The transcript is spliced from 2 exons. Lineage: Eukaryota; Fungi; Ascomycota; Dothideomycetes; Pleosporales; Pleosporaceae. Bases 1 to 1716 code for a protein of 571 amino acids. The record is from RefSeq and is a predicted model, not a curated record.